Sparassis crispa is the source of this 1068-nucleotide messenger RNA. RefSeq lists its product with no specific name. NCBI's taxonomy places the organism in Eukaryota, Fungi, Basidiomycota, Agaricomycetes, Polyporales, Sparassidaceae. The record is from RefSeq and is a predicted model, not a curated record. The coding region runs from base 1 to 1068 and encodes 355 amino acids. Gene Ontology annotation, molecular function: dioxygenase activity. The transcript has 10 exons.
AUGCCGAGCACGAUUUUACCGCCUGUCCGGCACCAUGUCCCUCCCACCAGAACGAAGGAAAAUUUGGAUUACGCAGAUCUAGCUGUUAUCGAUCUGUCGAAAGCGCACACUCCGGAGGGCCGUGCUCUGCUCGCGAUAGAGCUGUGCGACGCUAUAGCCGCACAGGGCUUCUUCUAUGCCAUCAACCAUGGCUACACGCAAGCCCAGAACGACCGCAUGUUCGACAUUGCAAACGUCCCGUUCUCUCUCGCGGACGAGGAGAAGCGGCUCUACACCGGGAAUGUCAAGGAGAGCGGGACGUACCAGGGGUUCAAGCCGCGCCAAUUAUGGCACAUCGAUGGAGGAGUACACGAUCAAGUCGAGCACUAUAACAUCAACCGUGACGUUACUAAGAGGCAGCACCCGAAGGCCAUGCGACCUUUCUUGCCCGAGAUCGAAGCCUUCGCACAGUUCAACCACUACAGUGUAGUCCAUACCAUUCUCAGGUUGCUUGCACUAGGACUUGGCCUUCCUGAAGAUAGUCUCGUAGAUCAGCACAACUUCUCCACCGCGGGGGAGUCUUCCGUCCGCUUCAUGAAUUACUAUCCCCGUACAGGAGACGAAGAAACGAAGACGAACAAUGUCUGGCUCAAAGGGCAUACAGAUAUCGGCAGCAUCACGGUCCUCUGGAGCCAGCCCAUCGCCGGGCUGCAAAUCCUGUCUCCCGACGGAAAAUGGCGCUGGAUCAAGCACAUCGACAAUGCCCUCGUUAUCAACGCGGGCGACGCGCUCGAGCUUCUCUCCGGCGGGGCGUACAAGGCGACGAUCCACCGCGUCGUCCAGCCGCCGCCCGACCAGUGCGCCUGCCCGCGCCUCGGUGUGUUCUAUUUCGCGAUGCCGGACGACGGCGUGCGCCUCGUUCCGCACGCACGCUCCAGUGUCGGUGGUGGAGAGUGUGUGGGCGCGCCGACGAUGGAGGCGUGGCGCAAGGGACGGACGGCUGCAUACGGGCUCGUGCCGUUGCGCCGGCGCGCUGACGGGGUGGAGGAGGAGACGGUCGAGGGUGUCGUGGUGCGGCAUUAUAAUUGA